CACCUCCACACAGCAAGUGCCUUUACUUGAGCAGAAGAGGCAGAAGGAAGAGGAGGGUGGUAGCGAGAGAGAGAGAGAGAAAGAGAGAGAGAGAGAGAGAGACACACACACACACACACACACAGAAAGAAAAAGAAUCCCGGGAGUGUGUCUGAAUGCACCAGAGGAGCAUCUCUCUGACUUCGCAGAGAGGGCUGAGAAGGGCACAGAGACAGUCGGGCAGAGGCAAGAGGCAGGCAGCGUUGGAGUAUCACAGCGCUGGUGGUGCUGGCAGAGCAUGCUGAGUGGAGACAGGGGAAUCCACUGGCGCUGUUGAUCCUGGUGUCCCUGGCAAAAGCUGCUUGAGCAGGAGACAGAAAGCGGCGCAGCAGCCAGGACCCCGCCGGGGGGGCAGCGUUUACAGCGACAACGAAGCGUGGAGACAGCUGAUACCUGCACAUACACACACACGCACACAGAAACAUACGGGAAAACACACAUGCACACAAACACACAGCUAAGUGGGGAAGGUGAGUCAGAUACGCUGCAUUCAAAAGAUUAGCUGCAACCUUCUUCUUCUGAAACACACAAACUUACACAGGAAAACAGAUACUAAAUGUUUUGUUUUCUUGUCCGUGGAUGGUGGAUGAUGGAGAGGAAAACUUCUGGAGAGGAAAUUCUCUUUUAAGCAGGACUGCAGAGAUUUUCCCACUAAGAAUAACUUCCUUUUUGGGGGAGUUGGAGGUUUAAACCCCCUAUCUAAGCACAACACAAAAAUAACCUCUAUUCUUAGUUGCAGAAAUUGAGAGCGGUCUUUGUGACCAUUAAGAUGCCUCAUCCUGAUUCAGUCUGAGCAGUAAGUGGAUUAUGACGGCAAUAUUUUGGGAUUUCUCUUUUGCUUGAAAAGAGAGAGAGAAAUAUAUCCAUGACUGGUGGAUUUACGUCUGUCAGAGAAGGAGAGGAUCCCGUGCGUUUUCUCCUCUCUUCUGUGGAUUACAGAUGGGCUUUGUGAUCCUCCAGUGCAGUCUCAUGGAUGAUCGCUCGCUGCCAGUCAUUAGGAUAAAGUACAAAGAGGGACACAAGUGGCUUGGGCUCGAGUGGAGAUUGAUUGAAGUGAUCUGUGUGAAUCCUAUUAAUGCAUCCUGGAUUCUGGCCAAGGCAGAAGCAAUGGAGGGGAACACCGCUGUCUAGCAGCACUAUCUGAUCUGCCUCCUCAGUGGACAAACUGAGUGCCCUCUGCACUCUCUCUUCAACAACACUCCUCCUCCUCUUUUCACCCAGGCAAGGAUGGUACCUCCACCUCCCACCAACAAGCCCCACGUGUGCCUUUCCACCAUCCUGAUCAUGAGCAGCAUGGCGCUGAUUGAUGCCUACCUGGUAGAGCAGAACCACGGACCACGCAAGAUUGGCAUCUGCAUCAUGGUGAUGGUGGGAGACAUCUGCUUCCUAAUUGUCUUGCGUUACGUGGCGGUGUGGGUGGGUGCUGAGGUACGCACAGCUAAGCGAGGCUACGCCAUGGUCCUCUGGUUCCUUUAUAUCUUUGUGCUGGAGAUCAAGGUCUACUUUGUGUAUCAAAACUACAAGGCAGACAGAAAGAGCCUGGACGCUCUCGCAAGGAAAGCGCUGACGUUGCUGCUGUCCAUUUGCAUCCCAGUGCUGUUUGUGGUGUUAGUUGCUAUCGACCAUAUGGAGUAUGUUCGGGCCUUCAAGAAGCGCGAGGAGAUCCGUAAUCGCCUCUUCUGGGUGGUGGUGGACUUGCUGGACAUACUGGACAUUCAAGCCAACCUGUGGGAGCCUCAAAAAAAGGGGCUUCCUUUGUGGGCGGAAGGCCUGAUGUUCUUUUACUGCUACAUCCUGCUGCUCGUGCUGCCCUGCGUGUCCUUGAGUGAGAUCAGCAUGCAGGGCAUCAACAUCGUGCCCCACAAGAUGCUCCUGUACCCCAUCCUCAGCCUGGUCACCAUCAACAUCAUCACCCUCUUCAUCCGCGGGGGGAACAUGAUUCUGUACAGGGACGCCAGGGUAUCCGGGAUCCUAAUAGGAAAGAACGUGCUGGCCAUCAUCCUAAAGACCUGCAGCUUUGUGCAGUACCGGAGACAGUUGCAGAACGCUUCUCCUGCCUUUGGGGUGGAGAUGCAGAAAAACUCGGUGGCCCACGCUCGCCCUGCCCCCACUCCCCCUCAAGUGGUCAUGCAGGACCAGACGCCCCUCCCUGAAGUGACAACGUGCGAACACACAUGACAGAAUGGUGAGGUGAAUCCUGGAAAUGUCAAUAUGAAUAUACAUGACCCUCAGGACGCUGGCAGGGCACAAUGUUCCACACCUUUUACGGCAGUGAACACUCACAUGAACACACGGGAGAUCAUGAUUUCCACCGAUGCUUAAUGGCACACGAGACACUGCAGACACUUAGCAAGGAUAGAGCAGUGCUGUAUCCAAAGCUGCCAUGGUGCAAAAUACAGUAUAACUUGUAACUUUGUUAAAGCAUUUCCCCCAAUGAAUUCAGUUAACUGUGUAUUUUUUCUAAUCGUACAAAAGAAAAAAAUGCAACUACUGCAAGAUUAGAGGAUAUAUUUUUGAAUUGUGUGUGUUGCAUUCUAAUCUUAAACUUAAGGGUCUGUGUGCUGUUUGUGUGUAUUUCUGUUGCUCGAAUGUUUUUAGUAGUCGAGGGCUUUAACACAAAGUCAGUGGGAGCAAAGUAAUGAGAAUGAAAAUAACAGUUAAAGCUUUCUCUUCAGAGAAGUGUGUUUUUAUAUGUGAUUCUUUGAUAAAGUAUUGUGUACAAGAUAAAGGCUUUCUCUUUCACUGGAUGUCAAGGGGUUUUUCAUGAAAUAAUUUAAAGUUAUCAGGUCAAUUCAGUAUAUUUCACUUCUUAAUUAAAAUUCAACAAAUGUCCUUUAAUUAACCUGGGUUACAAAAGAAAAUAGACAAUGAUUUUCUUUCGCGCUGGUUCUAUCUACAAUUAGAGACUACUUAAUUGCUGAAGUUGGUGCCUUUGCAAUGUCACUCAUCUUGAGUGUGAUUGUUAAAUUCCAGGCUGCUUAUUUUGAGUGAGGAGGGGAGCAUUUGAAAUAAAUUCUCUGUGCAGUUAUGAACAGUUCGAUCACUGCAAAGGAUGACUAUGGUGCUGUAGUCAUAGGACAGAACACACAGCCAUGAGGCAACACUGCAGAUGGAUAAAUGAUUCCCAAAUAAGGAAACCUGUUUUAAUAUCCUCCUCAGGCACUGACUGUCUGUGUUUGUGCUUAGUGGCAGAUCUAUGUAAGCACUGUCAUUUUUUUCUUCACAUGAAAGGACAAAAUGGAUACUUUGGUC
Molecule: messenger RNA, 3291 nt
Organism: Micropterus salmoides (largemouth bass)
Lineage: Eukaryota; Metazoa; Chordata; Actinopteri; Centrarchiformes; Centrarchidae
Product: transmembrane protein 121
Exons: 2
Coding region: 1267-2217 (316 amino acids)
Source: RefSeq, a predicted model, not a curated record